Bipolaris sorokiniana ND90Pr is the source of this 989-nucleotide messenger RNA. RefSeq lists its product as uncharacterized. The record is from RefSeq and is a predicted model, not a curated record. Lineage: Eukaryota; Fungi; Ascomycota; Dothideomycetes; Pleosporales; Pleosporaceae. The coding region runs from base 1 to 963 and encodes 320 amino acids. The transcript has 3 exons.
AUGAGUUUCAAUCUAGACGUGCUUUUCUUUGAGCCUGCUGACUUGGGCCUGGACAACCCGAUGGCCGAUCCAUACAAGCAUGAAAUUUCUGAAGUCAAACAUGGAGAACCACUGUGUGUGUCAGAUAUAAACGAUGAGGAGUUGGAAGAAGGAGAGAGCGAGCAGAGGCGACUUCGAUCCGUCAUCGCACAUCUCAGUCAACAGUGCGAUUAUUGGAUAGCGCAAGCUGAAGAACAUGACAGGACCAUUGCAGACCUGGAACAGAGGACAUCCAUGGAUACAGCCCAUGCGGAACUUCCUCGCGACAUCCUGCGCCGCAUUAAUCGCCUGGAAAGCGAAAUGGUACGCCUGCGUGCAGAGAACGCUCAACUGAAGGAGACGCACAAGACUACUGAGCGCGAGAAUAUCCUCCUUGGCAUUCAAAACGAGAGCAAGGCCAACAAACUCAAGGGUGCAAACACAAAGGUUAAGAAUGCUAAGCAAGUUGCUAAAGUGAUGGAAGCCAAACAACGCCAUCUUGCAUCCCAACGCAAAAUGAAGGAACGCGAUGAUGCUCUGGCUGCGACGCAGGAACAGAGGAAACUGAACGAAGAUCUUCGCGCAGAGCUUGUAACAGAGCAGUCUGGUGUUCCACACAUGCGCGAUACUUCUGUUGCUCCGAAUGAUACUGUAGUUGUGGCCCCGAUUGAAUUUGAGGUUCGCCGUGUCGACGUUCAGUGCAUUAUGGUAGAGUUAGGCCAGCGCCAGAUGGACUGGACUGUGGGUAUUGAGGAAUGGUACAAAGAAUGGAAUAUGAGGAUGUACGAGGAUAUGCUCAACAGACUAAAUGGUUAUGUCGAGAGAGCGGCGGAGAAUGGCGGUCAGGCCUGUAGGCGUGCUUGCGAGGCUCCCUGUCGUUUUACUAAAUCAUGUCAUGAUGAAGAGGUGUAUGCACAUGUAGGGCCAUGGAGAAGCGCCGAGUAGUAGUUCACAGCUUUUAGAUGAUGGUG